Molecule: messenger RNA, 6184 nt
Organism: Apus apus (common swift)
Lineage: Eukaryota; Metazoa; Chordata; Aves; Apodiformes; Apodidae
Gene: ADAMTS13
Product: ADAM metallopeptidase with thrombospondin type 1 motif 13
Exons: 30
Coding region: 30-4412 (1460 amino acids)
Biological process (GO): proteolysis; extracellular matrix organization
Cellular component (GO): extracellular matrix
Molecular function (GO): metalloendopeptidase activity
Source: RefSeq, a predicted model, not a curated record
CCCUGCAGCCUUCCCUGCCGCUCCACGUGAUGCUUCGGGACAAACUUCGGGUUGAAAACCCCCCGGUUUGGGUCGGCGCGGAAGGCGGCGGCGCCGGCUGCGGCGCCUCCAGCAGCAGCAUGGUGGGUUGGGCGGUGCGGGCGCUGCUGCUGCUGCCCCUGGGGCUGUGCUGGCCGCCGGCUUCCCCAGAGGAAAACACAACAAGGGAAGUGAAGCUGUUCUUCUUGCAGAAGUUUCUCGGCGCUUUGGAUGCAGAAGAUGUUUUCUCUUACUUUGGAACCAGCUCAGCCUCGGAUGUACCCGAGUUUGUUGUUGCUGAGCCAACUUGCCCUUGUAAGGAAGCACAGAUUGGGCUGAUGUCCUGUCGAAUUCAACACUGCUCCUUUGAGGCCUGGGGAGAACUCUAUGCCUUUGAGUUUCUAGAGGACCAUGCCCUCCUUUCUUCUUCCUUCGUGAGCCACCAAGUGGUGAACUCUUCCUUUAGCCUCCUGAAGCAAUUCUCCAGCAACUGCUUUGCAGGUGGCAAUCCACUGCAGCCUCCUGGGGCAGAGUGUAGAGUCACUUACUGUGAAGGGCAGCUGCAAGGAGUCGUCAUUGCAGAUGAGGAAAAGAUUCAUAUCAGGCCUGUCAGAAGCAAAGAUGUGGCCCUGCUGAAGGACCUUGGCUUCUCCAGACCCCACAUUGUCUUCAGAAACCCUGCAAGAGGGGAAGGUACAGCAAGAGCAGGGCCUUUUCCUUCUCGCCUGCAGAAGAGGGCUGAGGGAGCUGUCAAACAUCUGGAGCUGAUGGUUAUAGCAGGCCCAGAUGUUUACUUGUACCACAAAGAGGACACGGAGCGAUAUAUCCUUGCCAACCUGAACAUUGGGGCAGAGCUGCUGAGAGAUCCCUCCCUGGGUGCUCAUUUCAGGGUUCAUCUUAUGCAAAUGCUUGUUUUGAGGGAAGCAGAGGCAGAGGUGAACAUCACAACAAACAUCACCUCCUCACUGAUCAGUGUUUGUGAGUGGAGCAAGAAGGUCAACCCCCAGAAUGACUCUGACCCCCAGCAUGCUGACAUUGUCCUCUAUGUCACCAGGUUUGACUUGGAGUUACCUGAUGGGAACAAGGAGCUACGUGGAGUGACUCAGUUAGGUGGAGUCUGCUCCUCCUUCUGGAGCUGUGUCAUUACCCAGGACACUGGCUUUGACCUGGGAGUUACCAUAGCCCAUGAGAUUGGGCACAGUCUUGGAAUCCCCCACGAUGGAGAGGGCAAUGGUUGCAGCAGCAGUGGUUACAUCAUGGGCUCAGCUGGAAACCACAGCAGCAUCGACCUCUCCUGGUCACAGUGCAGCCGGGAAGAGUUUCUGGCCUUCGUCAGCACAGGCCAAACAAACUGCUUAAAUGACCUGCCGGACACGGACGGCAGCAUCCCUGGGUGGAAGCCUGGCCUGUACUAUGGAGCAGAUGAGCAAUGCAAAAUAGCCUUUGGGAGUGCUGCCACAGUGUGCACCUUUGCUGACAGCAAUGUUGACAUAUGUGAAGUUCUCUCAUGCCAUGUAGAACCAGGAGACAAAUCCAGCUGUAAUCGGCUUCUUGUUCCCCUCUUGGAUGGUACUGAGUGUGGUAUCAAUAAGUGGUGCUCCAAGGGACAGUGCAGCUCUCUGGAAGAGCUGAACCCCAUGGCUGCAGUCCAUGGGCAGUGGUCUGCCUGGAGCCCCUUCUCCUCCUGCUCCCGCAGCUGCGGAGGUGGAGUCGUGACACGGCAGCGGUUCUGUAACAACCCCAGGCCUGCUUUUGGGGGACAAGAAUGUGAUGGUACCAGCAUCCAAGUGGAGAUGUGCAAUACUCAGGCCUGUUUGAUGACUCAGGAGGAUUUUAUGGCUGAACAAUGUGCAGCAACAAAUUUAAAGCCACUGUAUCUCACUGUGGAAACACCAUCGUUUUAUACCUGGACUUCUGCUGUUGGCUUUGCCAAAGGGGACUUGCUGUGCAAGCACAUGUGCAGGGCUGUUGGAAAGGAGUUCAUGGUCAGCCGUGAAGACAGUUUCACAGAUGGAACCAGAUGUGAGCAGGAUGAGACUGGGCAGCACGGGGCUUUCAAUCUGUGUGUAAUGGGAAGCUGCAGAGCUUUCGGGUGUGAUGGCCAGAUGGACUCCAAGAAGAUACUGGACUCUUGCAGAGUCUGUGGGGGUGACAACACCACUUGCACUGAAGUGAGUGGAUCUUACACAGAAGGAAAAGCUAAAGAGUACGUUACGUUUCUGUCCCUGCCUCGUGGCGCCACCUCGGUCCGUGUUACCAAUCAGAGACCACUCUUCACACAUCUGGCUGUGAAGGUUAAGGGAGACUACGUGAUUGCUGGAAAGGGAAAGAUCUCACUGAAUGUCACCUAUCCAUCUGUUCUGGAGGACAGCCAGGUCAAAUACAAAGUGUUUCUCACCAAGGACAACCUUCCAAGCCUGGAGGAAGUCCAUGUGGAUGGGCCAACAGAAGAAGAAAUUGAAAUACAGGUCUAUCGGAGGUAUGGAAAAGAAUAUGGCAAUGCCACCAACCCAGACAUCACCUUCAGCUACUUUGUUCCCAAAGACAAUCUGACCUAUAAGUGGAUUCCUCAGCAGGGACCGUGUUCAGUGACCUGUGGGGAAGGGACACGACCAGUGCAUCAUGUGUGCUUUGACCAGUCAAAGAAUGAAGUAGCAGAGGAUCAGUGGUGUCUGGAGCUGCCACAGCCCCUUGCAGAGCACAAGCCCUGUGCCAUGCAGCCGUGUCUGUACAGGUGGAAGAUGUCUCAGAUAGAUGAAUGCUCUGCUGCCUGUGGAACUGGAGUUGCCCAACAGAAUCUGACCUGUGUCCAGUUUCAUGAUGGAUUGGAGACUGUUGUGGAUGACAGCUUGUGCCCAGCAGAAGAGAAACCCCUCUCCACUGUGCCAUGUGUGGUUAAUGUCUGCCCUUUAGGCUGGGAGAAAGAGGAAGAUGCAAACUUACUGCAGACAUCGGAGUCACUCGGGCAUAUCCAGCUGGAAAAUCAGACCGUGUAUGUCUGGAGCCCUCAGGCUGGAGAGUGUUCUGUCUCCUGUGGUAGAGGUGAGACUCAGCUACAAUAUGUCUGUGUGGCUUUUGACACCAAAGAACAAACCCAAGAGGAAAACUGUCAUCCAGUGCCAAAGCCAGAGAGCAGGGUGGAAGUCUGUGAUCUCAGUCCCUGCCCACCAAGAUGGAAGGUGACCCCAGGUGGCCCCUGUUCCUCCAGCUGUGGGCUCGGGUUGGCUGUUCAGCUGGUCACCUGCGUGCAGCUUCACCAAGGCAAGGAGGUUUUGCUGGAGGAGCAUCUGUGUCCUGUGGCAGAGAAGCCCCUUCCCAGUGUGCCCUGUGUCAUCCGGACGUGCUCUUAUGAGUGGAGCUUCAGUGAGUGGACAGAGGAAGUGGUUCUGCAAUCCAAAGAUAAAGUUUGGAAGAUUCCCUGGGAGUGUUCAGCUUCCUGUGGGAAUGGCAUCCAGACUCGGCAGGAUUUCUGCCUCAACUCUCUGACCCGUGGGCACGUGAGCCCCGUCUUCUGCAGGCACUUCCCCAAGGCCAUCGUGGUCCGUGGCUGCUCUGCAGGGCCCUGUCCUGAGCAAGUGGCUGGGGCUGGCUCCCCUGGAGCAGAACUGCAGACAGUGACACCAGCCACACAUCUGACCACAGCUGCAGCUGCCAAAGAGGCAAGAUACAAGGAGCUGGGUCUUCAUCCACCUGCUGUGCUGCAGGAACAGACAAAGACCGGUGCAGGUGUCUGUGGAAGGCUCUUUCUUAACCCCAGUGGGAUGAUCAACAUGACGGGUGCGGAGAGUCGCGACUGCACAGUGGCCAUUGGGCGUCCCCUCCGGGAGGAGAUCACCAUCCAUGUCCUGGAGAGCUCCCUCAACUGCACUGCAGGUGAGGUUGUGCUGUUUUCUGGGCGAAUGAUGUGGAGGACAGGCUGCAGGAAGCUCCCUUUGUCCCUGAUAAAUUCCAGAACAAAUACACUGAUUGUGAAACAGCGAGUUUUGCUGCCAGGAAACGGGAUCAUUCUUCAGUACAACAGCAGAAAUGCAACUAAAAAAUAUUACCAAGACUGUGACAAGCAGCUGUUUGGUCCCCAAGGGGAAAUAGUGAAUCCUGUGCAGUUGCCUGAUCAAAGGCAAGGAGUGGUGUGUCGGACCUUCAUCAACGUGGCUCCGCGGCAUCGCGUAGCUAUCCGUGCCCUGUCCAUUGACCUGGGCAGUGAGAGCAACCAGACACAUUUUAAUUACAUCCUGGUCCGUGAUGUGAGCACCAUGAAGACAAUGGUGUUCCGUGGGAAGCAGCAAUUCUUCUGGCAAUCAACAGGAAGCCAAGCUGAAAUUGAAUUCCAUGAAAAUGUUAAGGAUCAUCAAACCAGUUUCUGGGCUGAAUAUCAUGCUAUUGAACCCAAAUAAAAGGGGCCACUGCACUGAGAGGGGCUGUGAAGCAGUUAGUCACUGCUGCCUGUUCACUACUUGAGUUACACAAGUUGUUUAAUCUUUUUAUAACUGCUUCCCCAUCUGUUGAGUAAGAGCAAUAACAUCUACUGACUCCUUUGGGAUCUCAGUUAAUAUUUAUCAAGGUUAUGCAAAAGACAUGGAACUACCAAAUAUUUAGCAAAUAGUCCUUCUAGGGAUUUUCUGUCUGUGUUGAUUGGUAUAAAUGCAAUUUAUGUGUCUGCACUUGGUGACUUAGACACUCACGGUCCUACGUUUAGGAUGAUUUGAUUUGUCAGUGGCUGAGUCCCAUUACAAACCUCUGUACACCACAAGUAGCUACAAUUGUGUUUUACCCAUUAAGUUCACUCUCCUACAGUGUAAAUGCCCCUUAAAACUGAGGCCCACUGAAAUUCUGCAGUGUUAUAGGGAAGGAUUAAUGAGGAUGAAUGGCUCACACAAGAAGACUAGAGACAUGUCUGGGGGCAAGACACUACCCAGGAGGGUUGUGCAGCAGGAGGACAAGUCCCUUAGAAAGCUUGAAUGUUUUCAGGAGUUGGCAAGACCUGGUCAAAGCCUGGGGACAGUUGGCUUUAUAUGGAAUGACUAAAUGACAUCCAGAGAUCCCUCCCCAGCCACCCCUUCUGUGGUUCUACUAUUAUAUAUCAGACAGCAAUACCAGUACUUCUUUUAUAUGGGAAAAUAAAAGAGUUCUGUCUCUUAAUGACUGCUUUUCUGCCAAAAUGGGUUUACCCAGCUAUGAGCAGUAUCUGUGCUGUGAAUCUGCUUGUAUGUUCAUCUUGCAGGAGCUGUGCAAUGAGAGAUUGAGACUGCACGAUACCAGUUGUAGCAGGAAGAGGUAUUUCAGUCACAAAUAUUCACUUGUUUGAUUUAAAUACAUUUUUUAAGGUUGUUUUUAUUUCAUAUAUUGAACACUUAAUGUCUCAAACCAUUGGACCAUGCUUUGGUCCAAAUCUUUCAUCCUCUUCAAAACCACAGUACCCUGCUCAUAGGGUCUUUUCCUUGCCUGGAGCCUGGCUGGACACAUGUGCCUUUUCUCUUCACCCUGGAGACAAGAAAUGGUUCUGCCUGGGCAGUUUUAACCCUGCUUCUGCUUUCUUUCAGUUGAAUUCUUUGACAUCUUUUUACACCCACAAAAUCUCAUUUUCUUCUGUCUUCUCCAUAGCUUUUUUUUUGCUGGUUAAGCCUGGAGUUUUUUGCUUGCCAGCCUCCAGAUUUACGUUCCAUUCCUGGAAGAGCUAGAAAGUAGAUUCCUGAAGCAAGAUCCUUGAGGACCGGGAUACAUCAGCUAUUCCAGUGCAGUGCGUGGGUGAUGCAGGCACUGGGCCUUCAUUUCCUGUCUAACAGGAGAUGUUACUGAAAAGACAUCCUUUUCCUAAUCCUUUCUCUGUAACCUUUUAGCAGAUGGGAUCUGUCUUCCCACUCUGCCCUGGAUCCCAGGUCUCUUUGCUAUUUGUUGUUCCAGAUCAACUGUGCAGAGCCCCUGGGCUGCAGAGAUGGGCUCUGGUUACUGACUGGAUGCUCCAUGUUGAUUUGCAGAAGAAAAACUGCAGCUGUUGCCUUUAUAAUGGAAGGGAAUUGCUUACCAUUUGUUUGGGUACCAGGCUGCAAAGACUUACUCCCAUUUUCUAGGGAGAACACCUGAUUCCUUUCAGAUAAAGGCGAGUUAUUUCCCUCUUAUCUCCAGGGCAGAAUUCUGUAACACCAUUAAAUUCAUUUUAAUGCCAAAA